AUGGCCGUCAAGCAGCUCAUUCCUGUUGGGCCACAGAUCUUGUCAUUCCAGGUUGCAGUGACUUUCGAGGAUGUGGCUGUGCUCCUCUCCCAGGAGGAGUGGGACCACCUAGGUCCUGCUCAGAGGGACCUCUACAGGGAUGUGAUGCUGGAGACCUAUGGGAACUUGGUCUCAUUGGGAAACCGAGGCUUGAAACCAGAUGUCAUCUCCCGGCUGGAGCAUGGGAAGCGCCCUGGGCCCAACACUCACUAA
Orycteropus afer afer is the source of this 252-nucleotide messenger RNA. The record is from RefSeq and is a predicted model, not a curated record. NCBI's taxonomy places the organism in Eukaryota, Metazoa, Chordata, Mammalia, Tubulidentata, Orycteropodidae.